CUGCCAGCAGCGCCCUCAAGCAGCGCCCCGAGUCGGUUCGCCGCAGCCUGGCACCCCUAGACCAUGGGGAAGCUGGUGGCGCUGACCCUGCUGGGGGUCGGCCUGGCCCUGAUUGGGGAGAGGCUAUUGGCGUUUAGACAAAGAAUGAAUGUGUCACGAGAAGUGGAGCCAGUAGAGCCUGGGAACUGCCACCUGAUUGAGGGAAUUGAAACUGGCUCUGAAGAUAUUGAUAUACUUCCUAGUGGGCUGGCUUUUAUCUCCAGUGGAUUAAAAUACCCAGGCAUGCCAAGUUUUGCACCAGAUAAGCCAGGAGAAAUCUUUUUGAUGGACCUGAAUGAGCAAAACCCAAGGGCACAGGCAUUAAAAAUCACUGAUGGAUUUGACAAAGCAUCAUUUAAUCCACAUGGAAUCAGUACUUUCAUCAACAAAGACCAUUCUGUGUAUCUUUAUGUUGUGAAUCAUCCCCACAUGAAGUCCACAGUGGAGAUAUUUAAAUUUGAGGAACAACAACGUUCUCUCGUACACCUGAAAACUAUAAAACAUGAACUUCUCAGAAAUGUGAAUGACAUCGUGGUUCUUGGACCAGAACAGUUCUAUGCCACCAGAGACCACUAUUUUACCAACUUCUUCCUGUCACUGUUAGAGAUGGUCUUGGACCUUCACUGGACUUAUGUUCUUUUCUACAGUCCACAAGAAGUAAAAGUGGUGGCUCAGGGAUUUAGUUCUGCCAAUGGAAUCACUGUCUCACUAGACAAUAAGUAUGUCUAUGUAGCUGAUGUAUUUGCUAAGAACAUUCAUGUAAUGAAAAGAGACGACAACUGGGGUUUAACUCAACAGAAGGUAAUACAGUUGAACACCUUAGUGGAUAACUUAACUGUUGAUCCUGCCACGGGAGAUGUUUUAGCAGGUUGCCAUCCUAAUGCCAUGAAGCUGCUGGUCUAUAACCCCGAGGAUCCUCCAGGGUCAGAAGUACUUCGCAUCCAGAAUGUGCUGUCCAAGAAGCCCAGGGUGAGCACAGUAUAUGCAAACAAUGGCUCUGUGCUUCAGGGCAGUACUGUGGCUUCCAUGUAUCAUGAAAAACUUCUCAUUGGCACGAUAUUUCAUGGAGUUCUGUACUGUGAACUCUAGACUCCAGAUAUUCAUGAAAGUGAAAAAAAAAAAACAAAAAACCCUAAGUGUAUUGAAAUUGGAACUGUCAGUAAAUAACAAA
Molecule: messenger RNA, 1210 nt
Organism: Loxodonta africana (African savanna elephant)
Lineage: Eukaryota; Metazoa; Chordata; Mammalia; Proboscidea; Elephantidae
Gene: PON3
Product: paraoxonase 3
Exons: 9
Coding region: 64-1128 (354 amino acids)
Biological process (GO): response to toxic substance
Cellular component (GO): extracellular region
Molecular function (GO): arylesterase activity
Source: RefSeq, a predicted model, not a curated record